UUGCCCACCCAUACGCAAAGAGGACUGGUUACAUUUCCUGUAACACUGUAUUUGUACUGAAAGCACGGAAAUGUUGUCAUCGUAACGAAGUGGUUUAAAGCGGGUCUUCACAUAACUCCGAAGAUCAAACUCGCUCGACCGUUGGUGCAUCUGGAACCCAGCAAAGCCGCCACAGCACCCGAAUUAUUACAUCACAAGGAAUUGCCUUUUUAUUUUCUGUUGUGCAAAGGCGGGGAAUACAAAGCACGGUGCCAUCAAUAAAGUACUUUGAAUGCAUCCAGUAUAUACCAAAGACAUCAGGUAUAUACCAAAGACACAACCAAGAAAGUAUAGAGACUUUACUUUUUGAAGAUAACGGCAACUAACCCAGUACAUGGAUUAUCUGUGUUUCAGAGCACUCUGCUGCAAAGGACCUCCUCCUCCGAGACCAGAGUAUGAUGUGGUUUGCAUUGGUCUGACGGGCUCUGGCAAGACCAGUCUGCUUUCACGUCUUUGUAGUGAAGGCACAGAAACAGUUGUGCCUACCACAGGUUUUAGCAUCAAAGCAGUUCCAUUCCAGAACGCCAUCCUGAAUGUAAAGGAACUUGGAGGGGCUGACAAUAUCAAGAAGUACUGGAGUCGAUAUUACCAAGGCUCCCAAGGGGUGAUAUUCGUACUGGACAGUGCUUCUUCAGAAGAGGAGCUAGAAAUCGCAAGAAACGAGCUUCACUCAGCCCUGCAGCACCCCCAGCUCUGCAUACUGCCUUUCUUAAUACUGGCCAACCAUCAAGACAAGCCAGCUGCCCGCUCUCUACAAGAGAUAAAGAAGUAUUUUGAGCUGGAGCCCCUGGCCCGGGGGAAGCGGUGGAUUCUACAGCCCUCGUCGCUGGAGAACAUGGAGGCAGUAAGAGAAAGCUUCAUCCAGCUCAUCGGCCAGCUGGAAGAGAAGGACCUGGAGCCUGGAAGAGUAUGACAUGUCUGGAAAUCCACACUGAUAGCAGAAACUGUCCUGAAAAACACAUCCAUGUUUAACUGUACUGUACAUGUUGUUGAGUACGAGUAGUGUAUGUGAAUGAUGUAUUUUACUAUAACUGGAUAAGAUCCUUAAAGCCACUGGUAACAUAUUCAAUCCAUUUUAAAUUAAAUGUAAAAAAAACAAAAAAAACAUACGACCAAACCAGAAAAAACGAAAUCUUGUUUAUCACUAUUUGAGCUAUUUUAUUUAAACUGUGUAGAGAAAAUAAUGUGUUGGGCAUUUGUUGAAGUGAAACUUUUUUUCUCUGUGACUAAAUCGAUAGUUUAAUAUUAUAACACACUUGCUUAAUAUAUAAAUGAUCUGGUAAGCAUGGUAAUCAAGUGCAUUAGUAACUCAUAGCAAGGAAUGUUUUAGCAAUGCUGGUUCUAGUCUAGCCUUAUGUGAUAUGUCUACAAAUUACUUAUGGCCAAAAGUUUUGCAUCCCCUAGAAUUUUAGGAUUGAGACAUAAUUGAUUACAUGAUAUUAAAUAAAAUAUCUAAAUUAUGUUCAAAGAAACUACAAAAUGAUAUCGCAAAAGUCUACCAGAAGCCAUAAUAGUAGUAUAUUAUUUCAUGCUAGAUUUCAAAAUGUCAAAUUUUUCAAUUUGUCAGUUUUUCAUUCAAUAUAUGGAAAACUACAAAGCGGUGUGUAAUUCAAUACGUUAACGUAAUAUUAUUCAGCAGGUUUCAUUGACUUUAUGAAGCAACAUGAGUUCAUUCUAUUGGGUGCUGCAAAACGGUUGGCCAUAGCUGUACAGUAGAAGGAGAUCACUAGAUGUUACCAAAAGUGAAAUGUAUUGGGAUGCUGUAGAGUAAAAAUAAGGGCUCUUCAUUUUCACCCAUUGAUAAAUGACGAGUGUGCAUUGCAGGUCUUUAUUUAGUUUUGCUGGAUCUUGGCUUCAUUUUUAAACAGCACUGCUCUAACGUAUUUGUAUGGUCAUCAAAUGACUAUCUGGUGUUACUGUUGAUCUUCCCUUCUGAGGUGCUGUAGAAGACCAACAACUCUAAUAUUGUCUUAGACUGAUGUAAGUCUGCACAACCCCCUACAGGCUUUGUGAUCAUUUUCGUUUUAAUUUCAGCACACUGUCUGAAACCUCACAUGAAGACUGUGGGAUGUUAUGCUUUACCGUUUGGUUCAAUGCUUUAGAAUGCUGCAGCAUUCUCCUCAGCAGAAUAAAAACACUAUCAAUCAAGAGUCAGAGCAGCUGUUUGUGACAAGUCCCUGUCUGACGCCUAAUGCCUUCCACCUGUCAGUAAGGUCCCCCCCCUGUCUCCGGCCUCUGUGUGCCACUGCCCUCAUGCAUGUGUACGUUACUGCUGUUCUCAAAGCCUGUCCUGGGCUUCUUAAUGUAGAGUCUUCAUUCCCUGUCUCCCUCCUCUGUGUGCCACUGCCCUCAUGCAUGUGUGUGUUACUGCUGUUCUCAAAACGGUUUGAACAAAUCUCUGACUUUUUCGUAAUUUUUUUUUAAAGAGUGUGCUUGGUGCAUCUCAUUGUAUUUAUAGAAUCUAUCAAAUGUUUAUACCCUAUUAGCCAAUGUAACUGCCUUUUUUGUAAUUAAUUAAUAAUAUCUGAAAUUUGUAUGUUUAUUACAGCUAGUCUUGUAGUUGAAUAGGCACAUAGCCUGUGUUUUGUACUGGAGAAAUACAUUCUCUAUUUAGCAGUUAACUGACUCGUGUGGGCAUCUGCCAGUCAUGCCCAAGUUCUACUGUGUAUAUGUGUGAUUUCUACAUGAUUUCCACGCUCCAGCAAUGACAAUAAAGGCUGAGUAGAAGAGG
This is a messenger RNA of Acipenser ruthenus (sterlet), 2770 nucleotides long. RefSeq names its product ADP-ribosylation factor-like protein 15. The coding region runs from base 374 to 952 and encodes 192 amino acids. NCBI's taxonomy places the organism in Eukaryota, Metazoa, Chordata, Actinopteri, Acipenseriformes, Acipenseridae. The transcript is spliced from 5 exons. The record is from RefSeq and is a predicted model, not a curated record. Gene Ontology annotation, molecular function: GTP binding; GTPase activity.